Phaeodactylum tricornutum CCAP 1055/1 is the source of this 1976-nucleotide messenger RNA. RefSeq lists its product with no specific name. Lineage: Eukaryota; Bacillariophyta; Bacillariophyceae; Surirellales; Neidiaceae. The record is from RefSeq and is a predicted model, not a curated record. The transcript is spliced from 3 exons. The coding region runs from base 1 to 1836 and encodes 611 amino acids.
AUGCAACUGUGCAAACCACAGUGUUUGGCAGAAAGAGAGACGGUAGAGGAGAAUGAGGAGAAAGAAGGAUUAGGAAAAACGAAGUUUUGGCUAGAGAAUUUGGAGGAAGAAUUCGCUCGAGGCGACGAUUUGUCAGCGGUUUCGUUUCGCCGCAAGAAGAAGGACGACAUCGCUGCCUCCAAGAGGGACGAGGCCAAAGGUCCGGUCAAGCCGGAGACCAAGGGUCCGUUUCAUGCGUCUCAAAUGUCUCCUUCCACCCUUUCAUCUCCUCUACAGUCGGUCACUCCCCGCGCUGCCGCGUUGCCGGCGAAGCCUCCCACGCUCGACGACAUUCCGGAUCUGAUCGAACAGAUGCUCACCUCGCAUGGCGAGCAGAGCGCCGCCGCUACGAAACGUAUCUACGAACUCUGUGACGUGGGACACAAACAGAAUCGUGUUCCGAUGGUCUGCAGUGGCAAGUACGAUGUGUUGACGCCACUCGCCAAGUGCCUGACCCAGGAAUCGGGUGACGGACGGCAUUUGGCCUGUUUGGCACUCAACAACCUCUCCAUCCCCACCGAAAACAAGCGCGUUAUUAGUCUAGGACCAGCCGCGGGAGCUGUCAUCGCUGGACUUACUCGGGUCAUUGCAGAAGACAAGCAGGAAUCCUACUUGUGUUGCAUUUGCCUCAUGAACCUUUCCUUCUUGGAGGCCAGUAUCACUUCCAUUUUGCAACAUUCUCCCGGACCCAACGGAAGAGACAUUCCUCCUCUCGAAAACCCCGAAUCACUCCUGCGUGUUCUCGAAAAGCUUUUGACAAACUCACCCGCCGUGCCCAAGUCUGGAUCGGGCAAGUCGGAAGGUGUCCGCUGGGCGUGUGGUUUGAUCAAGAAUUUGGCAAAAUCGGAAGAAAACGCCUCGUUGAUUGGUCAAACCGACAUCCCCAAGUGCGUGGUCGAGAAUGUUCGAUCGACCACUGCACCUCCUUCGCGAUGGACAUCGAACAGCUUGGAAGAUUUCUCGCUCUUUGUCAUUCUCAACUUGGCGCAAUGGCCCAUCUCGCGUGACUCUCUCAUCAAGGCGGGGGCUGUCGACGUCAUCAAGCCAAUCAUGUCCGAAGGCGAUCUACAGGGACUGAAGGCGACCAUGGCUUGUGGCUUUCUCGACGCGAACUGGGACGCGUUCCCGGAGGGUGGAAACCCCGCAGCCAAGUCUGUUUCCGAGCUCAUGACCAAUAUUAUCGAGAAAAAGGGCAAAGACGGCCAGUACGCCUACGGUGUCUUCAAGCUCUAUACCGCCACCAAGGCGUACCGCGAUCUAGGUCGUGCCGCCGCCAGGACUGGACAAGCCGAAUCGACGACCAAAGUUCUGGCCUUUCCGUCGGCUGUAGCAUUGUGCUUUCAGAUUAUUUCCGAUCUGGUCAUUUCUUCGACCGAUGAUGCCGAGGGUGGUUCCAAGUAUGUCCCGGAUGCCGCCUCUGCCGAAUACGCCGUCGGUGCCAUCGAAGCCAUGCUCCCGGCAAUUCUUCAGGCAGCAAAUCCCGCACGCAAAUCGGUUCAAUCGGAAAAGGCCACCGCCGAAAUCAGUCAGAUGCUUCACACGUACGCGGAUGUCAGCGGUACCAGCGACGAGGCCAAGACAUGCGCCAAGAAUGCCGCCGCCAAGAUCCGCGAAGCCGGAAGCUCAGCCAGGCCCAUUCUCGAAAUUUCGCACGAUCUCUGGACGCAAUACCGCAAACGUGAAGGACAACCGCUCGACCAAUUCAUCUCGAGUGAAAAGGGUAUUGAGGCGGAUAUCAACGGGCCUCUGGACUUUUUGCCCUGCAACAACCCCGACAGCUCGUGCACUAUUCUUUAAAAAGAGAAUCGGGUCGUCGAACGAAAAUGUAUACGCUUGCCUGGUUGCGCGUUGGAGGAUUGGAAACACACACACACACAGAGAAGGGACGAAAAGUAAAUGUAGACGGAUGGUUAGUAAAGAUUGCGUUUUUAUUCCAC